AUGGUCGCUAGACAGACUCUGCGAAUGCGAAGGGAAAAAGCCGGGGCCUUCUCCAAUAACUCGAGCUGUGCCGACAUUGCCUCCAAGUGCUGGCUGGUGCCACCCGAGUCGCUGGCGCUGAAUAAGCACAGCACCACCAAACACAUCUCCAACGCCCUCGCAACACGCUCGACAGGGUCAACCCAACCUUUGCUUCCCCGCGUCUUCUGCCUUGUGAUUUCCUCGCCGACCUCAUUUCCCACUCGACAUGGGACGCCAACUGCCGCCAUAGGGCUGGCUAUGACGCUUCGUUCCCUGAAGCCACGAGCCUCGAACCACUGCCGACGCUCAACCCUGAGGCUCAAUGCUAUGAUCGCUGGGGGAGCGCGUCACGGGAUACGAGUUCUAAGAAAAAACCAAACGGUGCCCAUCCAUGCCGAAGCUGACGCUAGACGACUAACUAUGUACUGCUGCAUGAGGCCAUGGCGGAAUGAGCGGAACAGGUGCGCAAAAGCUGCUUCAGACCACAAAAUAUGUGUAUUGCUAUGAACAAGCUAGAACAAGUCCAGCCACAUGACACGCUUCGACAUGAUGUUUGCCUAGGACAAAAUCAACCCAGCCUAAGAAUAGGCCUAACC
This is a messenger RNA of Pyrenophora tritici-repentis Pt-1C-BFP, 617 nucleotides long. Lineage: Eukaryota; Fungi; Ascomycota; Dothideomycetes; Pleosporales; Pleosporaceae. The record is from RefSeq and is a predicted model, not a curated record.